Microthlaspi erraticum is the source of this 1602-nucleotide messenger RNA. The record is from the annotation of a GenBank genome assembly. NCBI's taxonomy places the organism in Eukaryota, Viridiplantae, Streptophyta, Magnoliopsida, Brassicales, Brassicaceae.
AUGUUGCGAGAGAGUUCAUCAGAAGAGUCCAACGACAAGAAGAGCGAUGAAGAAUCUGAUUACGAAGCUAGUGAAAGCAACGACGACAUUAAUGGAGAUGACGAUGAUGUCGUUCUGGUAGAUAAAGGGAAGUCGACGAUGAUUCCAAGAAGAAAAAAGUCUAGAGAUGAUUCCGCAAGAAACUCUGGGAUUAGCAUACGAGAGCCAACAACAGCUCCAUCGAUUUUGAAGAAGCGUAAAAGCGACACACUUCAUCUUCCGGCUAAACGAAUCAAAGAUCGGAUCUUCGGAUCACCAUCAUCAUCAUCAUCAUCAUCAUCAUCGACUAACAAUGCUUCAGUCGCAGUGCCAAUAGAUCCAUGGCUACAACUUGCUACAGCAUGUCGUGAUUCUCAAGUCAAACCCUCUUCGAACCCUAGUCAAGUGAACAUCAAUGGAGAAACCAACACUACAACCUCUUCUUCUUCUCAGUCUUCUUCGAGUAUUCCAACUUCAGUCUCGAGAUCGAACCUUCAAGAUUUCAGCUUUUUGUCACCAUUAGCAUCAGAAAACACAAGACGAUCAUCAUCAAGCUCAAGUGUUCAAUCUCAAUCUCAAGACAACAUUCCAAGAUCUUCGACUUCUUCUCAACAACAACAACAUUCUUCUUCGUCUUCAGAGUUGAGUCGACCUCGACCACAACGAUACCUCAUGAUUGCGCCUCUAGCAACUGAUAUGCAACAAAGACUCUAUGGUUUCAUACAGCAGCCUCCAUAUUUGCCCAUCCUUCCAGGUCUUCCACUCUGCAUUCCAAUCGUUAAUUUUGAUGACAACACUAUUCAAACAGUCCCUGGAUACACUCGAGUUCCAUUGGACGCCACUACAAGUUUGUGCUGGGCUAUGUUCACCAAUCCGUCUUAUCCGAGCCUCAACGGUUUCGACUUUGUGCCAUCAUUGUUCAAAGGAAACAACACAAAUCCAUUGGCUGCAGUGUCCUCUGUUUCGGACUCUGUUUCUGGGACAGUACCAUUGCCUGCAGUGUCCUCUGUUUUAGGUUCAAGUGUCGAAGCUCAAGCCAACGAUACAAGACGAUGGGCUUCUGUACUUUCGCCUGAGUUGCUCAACUACCAACAGCAACAACAAAAUCACUCUUACCUUGCGCCUCAAGCAAGUGGUAUUCCAAUAACAACUUCUGGAAACAAUCCUAAUCCAAAUGCAUUCGGAGGAUAUACUCAAGCUCAAAUGGAGGCCAUGACAAGAUCGUAUCGGAAUUUCCACGCCGAUCCGUCUUCCUCCAACCUUCACGGUCCCAGCUUUGUUGAUUCCAGCUUGGUGCCAUCGUUUCAAGGAAACAUCACAAGACCAUCAACUGUCAAUCUUCACCGUCCAAUCUCUGUUUCCGGGCCAUCAUCAAGUUCAAGUCUUGGAGCUCAAGCCAACGUUGUAGGAGGAUAUAACUCUGGACUUCUGCCUUCAAUGACAAAUGACCAACAGCAACAACAACAUCACCCUUCUUCAAUGGAUGUGAGAGGUUUAGAUCUUAACCUGCCGGCUAAUGAUGAAGAUGGGGGUGAAAGAAAUGAAGAAGAUGAAGGUUUUGAUCUCAACUUGGGGCUCGGAUGA